Vitis riparia (riverbank grape) is the source of this 3209-nucleotide messenger RNA. RefSeq lists its product as uncharacterized. Bases 838 to 3156 code for a protein of 772 amino acids. The record is from RefSeq and is a predicted model, not a curated record. Gene Ontology annotation, molecular function: protein dimerization activity; DNA binding. Lineage: Eukaryota; Viridiplantae; Streptophyta; Magnoliopsida; Vitales; Vitaceae. The transcript is spliced from 4 exons.
GUGGGAAUUUGUUGUUGUGGCAUUGCUAUUUUUAUUGCUGGUGUUAUAACUGUCGUCAUCGACAUUUCCAUAAUCAUCAAAAUCAGUUCAAGUAUAAUGGUUGUACAAUUCCCAAAAUCUGUUGCAGUAGAUUGUAAACUUGGAUUACAUAUUGUUUGUCAGGAUAAUAUCUUUUUGGCAGGUAAUUUUUUGUCCCCAUUGGGACUUGAACCUGGAACCUCUCACAAAUCUUUCCCAACCCUUUACCACUUGAGAUAGGUCUCAAGGGAUGAUUUGUCAGGAUAAUAUUCCUUCUUUCCCCUUCUCAAUCUUUGGUCUAUUCUAAUUAUUUUGGAUUUCUUAAAGAUCAGACUUGGACUUUAUGCAACACCAAAGGCUCUACUUAAUGUCACUUUUAGGAUUUGCUAUUUGUCUUAUUUGUCACUGUUCUAAGAGAAUAAUGCAAUCCUUGAGCCUCAGGAUCAAUGGUUUUAAAGGCGUUUGUGGGGCGCGCCCUGAGGCGCGCCUUGAGGCGAGGCGCAGCGAAAACGCGUUGAGGCGUUAAAAAUAAAGCGAAACACCUGAAAGGCGUACGCUUUUUUGGUGAGGCGUGAUUGAGGCGCGCUUUGCUCGCGCCUUUCACGCUUUUCCGGUGAGGCGUACGCUUCGUCGGAUCUGAUGUGGCAAUGAACAGAGACUUAAAAAAAACCCUAAGUAAUCCCUAAAACCCCAAUCCCGACUGAAAACAAACCCAAAACGAAACCCUACCUCUUCCAGUCAAGCGGCGACGGAGUGCUCACCCUCGGCGGCGACCAAUCGCAGCGAUCUUCUCCGGCGGCAAUCCCUCUCAUCUCCAGAAUGAGUUCCUCCGAUUCGAAAAAUUCAAGAAAAGAUUUUGUGUGGAAGUAUGUUCUUGAAGUUACCGGGGAGCAAUAUUUAAGAUGUAAAUUUUGCAAUCAAAGAUGCACGGGAGGGGUGAAUAGACUCAAGCAUCACUUAGCCGGAACUCAUCAUGGUAUGAAACCAUGCAACAAGGUUAGUGAAGAUGCUAGAUUGGAAUGCAAAGAGGCAUUGGCCAAUUUUAAGGAUCAAAAAACGAAAAGAAAUGAAUUGCUCCAAGAAAUUGGUAUGGGUCCUAAUUCAAUGCAUGAGAGUGCCUUGUCUAAAACAAUAGGGACAUUAGGGAGUGGGAGUGGGAGUGGGAGUGUAAGUGGGAGUGGGGAACCUAUUCCUAGGGGACCCAUGGAUAAAUUUACCACUUCACAACCUAGACAAACUACUUUGAAUUCAAAGUGGAAGCAAGAAGAAAGGAAGGAAGUGUGUAGAAAAAUUGGUAGAUUCAUGUAUUCAAAAGGUCUCCCAUUCAACACUGUGAAUGAUCCUUAUUGGUUUCCUAUGAUAGAUGCUAUUGCAAAUUUUGGGCCCGGGUUUAAGCCUCCAUCUAUGCAUGAAUUGAGGACAUGGAUUCUUAAAGAAGAGGUGAAUGACCUAAGUAUCAUUAUGGAAGAUCACAAAAAAGCUUGGAAACAAUAUGGAUGUUCAAUUAUGUCAGAUGGUUGGACAGAUGGAAAGAGUAGGUGUCUUAUCAAUUUUUUGGUGAAUAGUCCUGCUGGCACUUGGUUUAUGAAAUCAAUUGAUGCUUCUGAUACAAUAAAAAAUGGGGAAUUGAUGUUCAAAUAUCUUGAUGAGGUGGUUGAAGAAAUUGGAGAGGAGAAUGUUGUGCAAGUCAUCACUGAUAAUGCCUCUAAUUAUGUGAAUGCUGGAAUGAGGCUUAUGGAAAAAAGGAGAAAAUUGUGGUGGACUCCUUGUGCUGCUCAUUGUAUUGAUUUGAUGUUGGAGGAUAUUGGAAAGCUAAAUGUCCAUGCUACUACACUAUCUCAAGCUAGGCAAGUAGUGAAGUUCAUAUAUGGGCAUACUUGGGUUCUUAGCUUGAUGAGAACAUUUACAAAAAAUCAUGAACUUCUUCGUCCAGCAAUUACACGAUUUGCUACUGCAUUUCUUACUCUCCAAAGUCUUUAUAAGCAAAAGCAAGCUCUUAUAGCAAUGUUCUCAUCAGAAAAAUGGUGUUCAAGCACAUGGGCUAAAAAGGUAGAAGGUGUGAAAACUCGAAGUACAGUGUUGUUUGAUCCAAAUUUUUGGCCUCAUGUUGCUUUUUGCAUAAAGACCACUGUUCCAUUAGUUAGUGUCUUGAGAGAGGUUGAUUCAGAGGAAAGACCAGCCAUGGGUUAUAUUUAUGAGUUGAUGGAUUCAGCUAAGGAGAAGAUUGCAUUUAAUUGUCGAGGUGUGGAGAGAAAAUAUGGCCCAAUUUGGAGAAAAAUUGAUGCAAGAUGGACUCCGCAACUUCAUCGACCUUUACAUGCAGCGGGUUAUUAUCUUAAUCCUCAAUUGCGGUAUGGAGAUAAGUUUUCUAAUGCUGAUGAGGUGAGGAAGGGAUUAUUUGAAUGCAUGGAUAGGAUGUUGGAUUAUCAAGAACGUUUAAAAGCUGACAUUCAGUUGGACUCAUAUGACCAAGCAAUGGGUGAAUUUGGGAGUCGUAUUGCAAUUGAUUCUCGAACAUUAAGAAGUCCUACAAGUUGGUGGAUGCGUUUUGGAGGUUCAACACCGGAGUUGCAAAAGUUUGCUAUUCGAGUCCUUAGCCUUACUUGUAGUGCUUCGGGAUGUGAAAGAAAUUGGAGCACAUUUGAGUCGAUCCAUACAAAAAAAAGAAAUAGACUUGAACAUCAAAGGUUGAAUGCUCUAGUGUAUGUAAGAUACAACACUAGAUUGAGAGAGCGAAGUCUACAAAGGAAACAAAAUGUUGAUCCGAUUUUGGUAGAGGAGAUUGAUUCGGAUGAUGAAUGGAUUGCGGAGAAAGAAGAUCCCCUCCUCCCCCUUGAUCUUUGUUGGCUUCAAGAUAAUGAGUUAUUCAGUGUUGAUGCCAUUAGAGCUGUUUCAUCCAACUCCCAAGAGAUUGAAACAUCAUCGGAUCACAUGGUUUCUUCACAUUCCUACAAAAGGAAACAUAAUGAAGUACCAAGUACAAGUGGAGGCAAAGGCAAAGAGAAGGAGUUGAAUUUGACACCAAUUGAUGAAGAUGAAGAUUUACAUGAAAUGGGGAUACAUGAUAGUGGACAUUUUCCUACUAUUGAUACAUUGGAUGAGGAUGAUGAUGACCUUGAUGAUGAGGAUUUAAGUUGAAACAAUUGACUCUAGUUGUUAUUUUAUGACUUAGUUAUAGAUUUUUUGUAAAA